AUGGCUGAUGAUAAGUCAUUCUUUCUUUAUGGAAUGGGGGAACGGCCCGAGGCAUUAACCUUGGGAUCGUUAGUCUUGGAAAAGUAUUGGCAGCCAAUGAGUGCUCGACAUUAUACUCAUGAACUAUUAAGUGAUGAUGCUCUCGGCGAGCACGCAUACAAGACUGACAUCACCAACGCGGUCUUCCAUGGCUAUUCUCGUUUAACACCUGGAAUUGGUCUUGAAGGUGGGGAUAUCGCACAUCUCAACCUGGCAUAUAACAAAGACCUUGAACGGAUCGUAAUCGCCGAAAAGGGCAAAAGACUUCUACUAAAAGACCCAGAAACGUUCCUAACAAAGAACGUCCUAAGCAAUGAAACGGCACAAGAAAAACUCAAACUAUGGCUCUCGGCAGCUAACAGCUCCUAUGUUUUAAACUUCAAGUUCGCCCGCCGUCCAAAAGUAUGGAUGCUAACGGGUCUCUACUUGUUAGAGGGGGCACGAACGGUCGUGUCAAGGGGUAAAUCCUCGAAGGUAUCAGUGGGUGUCUCGUCCGCUAUUAUUGGUGCCAUGUCAGGUGUUCCGGUUGGUGGAUCUGUGAGUUUGGGCGUCGGGGAGACGUGGGAGAUGGCUAUGCAGGUUGCCGAGCCGCAUGUCUGGGCGGCGCAGUAUCGAUUGGUUGAUGCGAAGUUUAUUAAGGUUGGGAAGGGGGGUGUUGAUGAGGUUAAGUUGCCUGUUUCAAUGGGUCUUUAUCGGGAUUUCAUGUCUGUGAAUACGGCUAGAGGGGGAGGAGUUCAAUCUGUUGAGCUUGGGCUCGGGGAGUUAAAAGAGGGACUCAAAUGUGGAGAGGAUGGAGAGCCGGAGGGGUUGUUUGUGGAGGAUGACCAGGAGAAUGUGGAGGUGGAGCAGUAUGAGAAACAGUUGGAGCAGGCUAUUAAGAUUUUUGAGAAGGCGCCGAAACACUUUUUGCAGUAG
Messenger RNA from Penicillium angulare, 954 nucleotides. RefSeq lists its product as uncharacterized. The transcript is spliced from 3 exons. The record is from RefSeq and is a predicted model, not a curated record. Bases 1 to 954 code for a protein of 317 amino acids. Lineage: Eukaryota; Fungi; Ascomycota; Eurotiomycetes; Eurotiales; Aspergillaceae.